AAAAUCACAAUCUUCAACAAUUUACCCCCCAAAAUAACAUAACUUAUGGCAUUAGAAUGGGUAAUUCUAGGGUUCGCUGCAGGAGCAGAAGCAAUUAUGGUAGUGCUCUUAACAUUUCCGGGUACAUACGCGUUACGUAAAGGUUUAAUAUCCGUAACCCGAAAUCUUCUCAAACCAUUUCUUUCCAUAAUUCCGUUUUGUUUGUUCUUGUUAUUGGAUAUUUAUUGGAAGUACGAGACUCGGCCGAGAUGUAAAUCGGCCGAGUCUUGUACUCCCACGGAACUCAUGAGGCAUCAGAAAUCGGUUAUGAAGAACCAGCGUAAUGCGCUGUUGAUCGCGUCCGCGUUGAUGUUUUAUUGGCUGCUUUAUUCUGUGAAUCGAUUGGUUACUCGAGUUGAAGAGUUGAAUCAAAGGGUUGACAAGUUACAGAAUAAAGAAUAAUAACACUUGUGAUAAUAUAUAUGACUUAAUAUAAAUUAAGUAAGUAUUAGUUGUAAUUUUUUUUGAGUUUUACUUGUUUGGUUUCUUUGUAAUGGAUUGUAAAGCUUUUUUAGUACGGAGUUUAUCCGUGAUCUCUUUUCUUUUUAGG
Messenger RNA from Solanum dulcamara, 589 nucleotides. RefSeq lists its product as uncharacterized. Gene Ontology annotation, biological process: endoplasmic reticulum to Golgi vesicle-mediated transport; intracellular protein transport. NCBI's taxonomy places the organism in Eukaryota, Viridiplantae, Streptophyta, Magnoliopsida, Solanales, Solanaceae. The transcript has a single exon. Bases 46 to 441 code for a protein of 131 amino acids. Gene Ontology annotation, cellular component: endoplasmic reticulum; endoplasmic reticulum membrane. The record is from RefSeq and is a predicted model, not a curated record.